AUGAGAUUUAAAGUGAAUGUUACUGGUAAAGGGGACAAAGUGGUUUCCAUUGAGGGUAAUGACAAGUUGGUUGGCGAAUUAUUACAAGAGAUAGCAGAUACAUUUGGUAUAGAUAUGGAUAAUGUUAUAUCUAUUAGGUUUGGUUAUCCACCACAGAGUGUUGAGAUAAACGACGAUAGUAUUGUCAAAUUAUUAGAAGAUAUUGGUUUAUCUUCGGGUGAGAAAAUUGGAGUGACAUUAAGAGAUAAUGGUAAUGGGAGUAUUAUUCCUGAGCAGAAUAAGCAGAAUAAUAUAGAGGCUACAUUAAAGGACAGCCAAAGUUCAUUUGUUGCUAAUGAUGGAACUAAAUGGGUUUUACAACAACAUGUUGUUCCUGAUGAUAAUUCAUGUUUAUUUCAUGCGAUAUCGUAUUGUAUGUAUAAGGAUAUAUCUCUUUCAAAGGGUCUACGAGAACGUGUAGCCAAGGAAAUUAUGCAAGAUAAAGAUACGUAUAAUGAAGCGAUACUUGGUAAAUCGCCACAAUCGUAUAUGAACUGGAUUCUUCAAAAAGAUUCAUGGGGUGGUGGUAUUGAGAUUGCGAUUCUCUCUAAAGUAUUAGGUGUGGCUGUAUACGUUUUGGAUAUCGAUGCAUUAAAAUUUGAAAAAUUCAAUGAGGAUAAAUAUGAUGAGUUUAUUAUUAUUUUAUUUAGUGGUGUUCAUUAUGAUGCUAUUGAAUCGACAACAAAGAAGACAGUAUUUAAUGUUAGAACAGAUGAAGCAUUAUGUCAAAUGGUUCUUGCUUGUUCUUUAGAAAUUGCUUCAAAGAUGAAAAAGGGAGGCAAAUCUUUCAAUUCUCAAAAAGCUAAUAUCAUUUGUAAUAUAUGUCAUAAGACAUUUGUUGGUGAAAGAGAAAUAUCGAAACAUGCAGAAAGUACGGGACAUACAGAUUUUGGACAAGCUUAA
Maudiozyma saulgeensis is the source of this 942-nucleotide messenger RNA. Lineage: Eukaryota; Fungi; Ascomycota; Saccharomycetes; Saccharomycetales; Saccharomycetaceae. The record is from the annotation of a GenBank genome assembly.